Molecule: messenger RNA, 1941 nt
Organism: Peromyscus californicus insignis
Lineage: Eukaryota; Metazoa; Chordata; Mammalia; Rodentia; Cricetidae
Gene: Krt4
Product: keratin 4
Exons: 9
Coding region: 40-1662 (540 amino acids)
Biological process (GO): keratinization; intermediate filament organization
Cellular component (GO): keratin filament
Molecular function (GO): structural constituent of skin epidermis
Source: RefSeq, a predicted model, not a curated record
UCUGCUCCACGCUCACCGCAGCUGCCUCCUCUCUCAGCCAUGAUUGCCAGACAGCCAAGUGUCCGCGGAGUCUCCCGGGGCUUUAGCAGCGGCUCAGCCGUUGCCGCCGGAGUCAAGCGGGUGGCCUUCAGCUCGGCCUCCAUGUCUGGGGGUGCAGGCCGGUGUUCCUCUGGGGGCUUUGGCAGCAGGAGUCUCUACAACCUCGGGGGUCACAAGAGUAUCUCCAUGAGUGUGGCUGGGUCCUGCCAAGGCGGUGGCUACGGUGGUGCCGGAGGAUACGGUGGUGCCGGAGGCUACGGUGUUGGAGGCUUCGGUGCCGGGUUCGGGGCUGGCGGCUUUGGCGGUGGCUUUGGAGGUUCCUUCAAUGGUCGAGGUGGUCCUGGCUUCCCCGUCUGUCCUGCUGGAGGUAUUCAGGAAGUCACCAUCAACCAGAGUCUGCUGACACCUCUUCAGGUGGAGAUUGACCCAGAGAUCCAGAAAGUCCGCACCGCAGAGCGUGAGCAGAUCAAGACCCUCAACAACAAAUUCGCUUCCUUCAUUGACAAGGUGCGGUUUUUAGAACAGCAGAACAAGGUCCUGGAGACCAAAUGGAACCUCCUCCAGCAGCAGACCACCAGCACAUCCCCCAGAAACCUGGAUCCUUUCUUUGAGACUUACAUCAAUGCCCUGAGGAAACAUCUGGACUCUCUGACCAAUGACAAAGGGCGCCUACAGUCAGAGCUGAAGCUCAUGCAGGACAGUGUGGAGGACUUCAAGGCCAAGUACGAAGAUGAGAUCAACAAGCGCACAGCUGCGGAGAACGACUUUGUGGUCCUGAAGAAAGAUGUGGAUGCUGCCUACAUGAUCAAGGUGGACUUGGAGGCCAAGGUGGACAGCCUUAAGGAUGAGAUCAACUUCCUGAGGGUCCUCUAUGAAGCGGAGCUGUCCCAGAUGCAGACACACGUCUCAGACACAUCUGUGGUGCUGUCCAUGGACAAUAACCGGAACCUGGACCUGGAUUGCAUCAUUGCUGAGGUCCGAGCCCAGUAUGAGGAGAUUGCCCAGAGGAGCAAGGCUGAGGUCGAGUCCUGGUACCAGAUCAAGGUCCAGCAGCUCCAGAAUUCAGCUGACCAACAAGGAGAUAGCCUGAAGAGUACCAAGAACGAGAUCUCAGAACUCAACAGGAUGAUCCAGAGGCUGCGGGCAGAGAUUGAGAACAUCAAGAAGCAGUGCCAGACUCUGCAGGCAUCUGUGGCUGAUGCAGAGCAGCGUGGGGAGGUGGCCCUCAAAGAUGCCUACAGCAAACGUACAGAGCUGGAGGCUGCCCUGCAGAAGGCCAAGGAGGACCUGGCUCGGCUGCUGCGUGAUUACCAGGCUCUGAUGAAUGUCAAGCUGGCCCUGGAUGUGGAGAUCGCCACCUACCGCAAGCUGCUGGAGGGCGAGGAGUGCAGGAUGUCUGGAGAAUGCCAGAGUGCUGUGAGCAUCUCGGUGGUCGGCGGCAGUGCCAGCAUUGGCGGCAGUGCCUGCCUUGGCGGUAGUGCCGGCAUUGGUCUUGGCCUGGGUAGUGGUUUCGGCUCUGGUUCUGGUUCUGGAAGUGGCUUUGGAUUUGGUGGUGGCGUCUACGGCAGUUCUGGUACCAAGAUCACCUCUACCACCACCGUGACCAAGAGGUCCCAGCGAUAGAAGAGACGGGGUCCUGAUGCCCGGAGCCCAGCAGGGUCGGCCAUUGCUGGUGUCUCAAGCUCCUUCACCUCCUCUCCCGCUUCCUUCCCAGUGCUCAUCUUGUCAGAGUCUCCUCCCCUCUGCCCUGGUCCCUCAGUUCCGGGAUGAUCCUGGCUGUGGUGUGACCUCUGCCCUUUCGGAGCUUGGUAGCUUCUUGGUGACCCUCCUGCAGUGGGAGGGGUGUCUGAUUUCACCCCAAUGGACAGAAGGGAUGUAGACCAGAAACUCCUUCUUCAAAAC